AUGGAGCGACUAGACCGGGUGAAAGCCCAACAAGCUGAAACUAUGGAGUUCAUUGAAGGACUUCUCCGACAGAAUGUGAAGCUGGCUGCAGAAGUGGACGAGAAGACUUUGGAUUUGGAUACUAUGAAAACGUCGUGCCGUGCGACACAGAGAGAGCUAAACAUGAUCCAAUCUAAACUUCACGGAAUUCGCAAAAAUAGAUAUGUAAUUGUUUUGAUAGACGGUGAUGGCAUGAUAUUCAAAGACAAUCUUCUAGCCCAGGGAAAAGCUGGUGGAACUGAGGCAGGAAGACUUCUCCUCCAGGAAAUUACAAAAGAGGUCCAAUCUGAAUUUCCGGACGAAUCGAUUGAUGUUCACGUUAAGGUUUUCGCCAAUCUUCAUAAACUGGCUACAGUCCUCCAUGUUGCAGAUCGUGUUAAGGAGACUAAGCAGUUUAAAGAUUUUACUCUGGGUUUUACUCAGUGUAAAGAACAUUUUUAUUUCAUCGAUGUAGGUGAUGGGAAGGAAAUGGUUGAUAGUCGAGUUAGGGCUGAGCUCACAUGGAAUCUGGACAACUAUAACUGCGUUAAAGUUAUUCUUGGUGCAUCUCACGAUAACGGCUAUGCCCGAACUCUGAGCUCUGUCUACUCUGAUGGAAACACUGAGAAGGUCCUCUUAAUAGAAGGAACGCCCUUUGCGAGCGAAGUCAGACAACUCCAGUUCCCGAGUACAAAAUACACUCACAUCUUCGAAUCUCAAAAGCUCGAAGUCCCACCAAGGCCAACAUCAUCAAAAUCUACUGACUCCCCUACGCGGGGCAUGGGUUCAUAUGUCCAAGUUGCUACCAACAGUGUCACUACUACCAAUACCACUACCAAAGUUACCGGGUCAUAUGCAACUGUUGCGGUAUCAAAUAAUAAUUAUUCAGCACCGGCCUUUGUGAAACCAAAGACUCUGUUCAUUGGCUCAUCCUCAUCGAAGAAUUCGAAACUGAUUCCGCCAGUCCAUCAUCAGGCUGCGCUCGCACGCCUCAAGACCCUGCAACCACCCCCGUGUAACGAUCAUUACUUGGUCGGCGCGUGCUGGAAAGAAUCUUGCUUCUUCUCCCACAGACAUGAACUGAAUCAUGUCGAGAUCCAGGCAAUGAGAAGCAGGGUUGGAUUGACUCGUUGCGAGUUCGGCCAGGGAUGCAUUAAUGAGGAGUGCUAUCGGGGUCAUGCUUGCCAGAGUGUUCGCGGUGGAAAAUGUGUUCGCCCGAACUGUCCCUUCUUGGAUAAUGAACACCCUCCUGGAGCGGUUUGA
This is a messenger RNA of Morchella sextelata, 1281 nucleotides long. RefSeq lists its product as uncharacterized. Gene Ontology annotation, molecular function: metal ion binding. The coding region runs from base 1 to 1281 and encodes 426 amino acids. NCBI's taxonomy places the organism in Eukaryota, Fungi, Ascomycota, Pezizomycetes, Pezizales, Morchellaceae. The transcript is spliced from 5 exons. The record is from RefSeq and is a predicted model, not a curated record.